AUGCGAACGCUGCUGAAAUGGAUCGUUUAUGAUUCGGCCGAGUCGAACUUCGCCUCCGGGUUCAUCAACAUCUUUGUCGCCAUUUUGGCAAUCUCGGCCCUAAUCAGCAGCGACUGGAUUCUGAUCGAUGACCAGACCAACUCCACCCUAAUCGAGCCUCUCUCUGAGUUUCCGGGAGCACAGAAGUGCGAACGCUUGGGUACCCGCGACUUCUGGAGCAUCUCCUCAUUCGGGGGAUUCGUCGAGAAGAACGGGAAGAAGCACACCGCGUUCAGAACCGAGGAUCGGGUAUUGUGGGAUUGUGUGACGCCGCUGGUUGCUGAUCUUUUCUACCUCCUCAUCGCCCUCUGCUUCGUCGUGGCCCUCACAGCCCUCUGCGCCGCCCUCCUUCACGUCCUCGCCCCUCCCCACAGCUUCCUGGCAUGGCUACGCAGGAAUACGGUGGUCGAGAUGUGCAAUAUGCUUCUCUGCCUCACCGCCUGCGCCGUAUCCAUCGUGGCCGAGGCGACAAUUGCCAACCUGCGCCCAGAAGCCUCGGUCAGCGUCGGCUCCGGGCUGUUCCUGUUGACGCUCUCCGGGUUGCAGUCGUUUUUGUCGGCUGUUGUCAGUCUGAGACACACGUCCAAGAUUCAAAAAGCGCGCCGCAUCGACAAUCAGCGCCUGCUUUGCGCGAGGUCCCUUCGAUCGUGGCGGGAUAUGGGUAGAAGAUCUGAGGACACCAGGCCGAUCGUCGAUUUCGAGAGAUACCUCGACUCGGCCAGCGCAGCCAGCGUCGAGGAGCUGUCCGUGAUGCCAAAGAUGGAGGAAACGAUU
Mesorhabditis spiculigera is the source of this 813-nucleotide messenger RNA. Lineage: Eukaryota; Metazoa; Nematoda; Chromadorea; Rhabditida; Rhabditidae. The record is from the annotation of a GenBank genome assembly.